UGUACGAGUGUGUGGGUGUGGAUGUGGGUGGCUUUGGACUGCUUUGCUGCUUCUUGAACAUGUGUCUGUGUCAGUCAGUGUGUGUUUUGUGUGUUUGACAGUUUUCUUUGGGUUGAUUUUAGAUUUUUAGAGAGAAUUUGCUGUAGAUGACUUUGAGGCUAUAGCCUUGAUUUUUAACGAUAAGGAAAGUGUUCUGGGCUUUUUCCGAUUCGUUAUUCGCCUCUAGCUUCUGUAGGCUGCUGUUGAUUCCAGGAUUCCGGUUUCCCACCUGUUCUUCUUCAUUACAGCUCUCUUAGCUUCUCAUCCUCAGUCUAAAUCCUCUUUCUUGUUCUCUCUCCAGUCUCUCUCCACCUGUCUUUCUCUCUCUCUCUCUCUCUCUCUCUCUCUCUCUCUCUCUCUCUCUCUCUCUCUCUCUCUUUCUGAUUCUCUCUCUCUCUUUCUCUCUCUCUCUCUCUCUCUCGUAUACAUUCAUAUGUGCUUGCUUUGCUCUCUUCGCACUCUCUCACUCUCACACACUCUAACUCUCUCACACUAUCUCUAUGUCUAUGUGUGUCAUAUCCAUCGUAGCGCUCCGGAGUGAGCGGUGUGAAUGUGCCGGCUGCUCGAUUAGAGAUUAAAAAAGCAGAGCCAAAGCCCCCCUCCUUCCCCAUCCCAUCCCGGGACACCCGGGGCCGGACUGGAACUUUUCUCCUUAAGGGCUGUCCCUGUGAGUGUGAGUGUGUGUGUGUGUGUGUGUGUGUGUGUGUUUGAGAGAGUGUGUGAGGUGAGUGCCUGAGAGUAGUGUGCAUGCGCUCUCUCUUUCGUGAUCCAAUCCCAGACCAAUCAUUUGACUGCGAUUCUUUGCGUGUGCGAGUGUGUAUGUGCGUUUGUGUGCGUGAGUGUGUUUGAAUGAGUGUGAAUGUGUGUGUGUGAGGAACGAGCUGGAAGAAGAGGGGUCGUAGGCAGCGCACCCCUCCAUUAGUGCCGCAAUAUAUUUCCCCCAAACAAUUUAGCGCGUUCAGGGAGGUUACGCAAAUCCUGAAAAGUGCGGUGCGAAAUUACCGUAAUCAAUUCGAAACGAGCGAACGAUGCGUCCGUCCGAAGCCCUGAUUGUUCAGAGAACAUCCCUAUCAGCCUAACAAGGAGAGGGGGGGACGCCAAAUUGUGCUUUUUUUUUUUCUUUUCCCUUUUUUCCGAGAAAGAAAAAAGUCCGGACGAUCGCUGGGCAAAGAAGAAGAAGAAGCAGCUAACGUUGGACACUGAUAAUAGAGCGCUGGAAAGAUGAGGCAUUAGCUCCCUGGCUCAAGCGUCCCAAUAGCUGCUGUUGUUCCACAGGCGGCGGGACAAAAAAACUGGCAUUAUCGGGAGCGCCGGACUAACAGGAUACUCUCCUGUCAUAGCAAUUUCUUUUUUCUUUUUUCUUUUUUUUGUUUCUGUUGUUUUUUUUUUUUGGCCUAACAAAGAAGGAGGAGGAAGCGGAGGAGGAGGAGAAGAAGAAGAAGAAAAAGAAAGAGUUGUUUCUGUUUCUGUGAGCGGGACCAGGCUAGCAAUGGAUGUCCGGUACAGCCAGGAGCCAGAGCCCGGGAUGGUGCUGAAGAACGGACUGAAGGACGCAGGAAAGGAGGGCAAGGAACCUCACCAGGGCAACCUUUCCAAAACGCUGCUGAAGGAACCGCAGGAGUCCUACGGCCCGUCUGGAGCUGUGGAGAACCAUGAGAAAAGCAGGACGAGCUCGGGGGAUCCAGACUACUGUCGGAGGAUACUGGUCAGAGAUGCCAAAGGCUCUAUUCGGGAGAUCAUCCUGCCCAAGGGUUUGGAUCUGGAUCGACCCAAGCGGACCCGGACGUCCUUCACCGCGGAGCAGCUCUACAGGCUGGAGAUGGAGUUCCAGCGCUGUCAGUACGUUGUGGGUCGGGAGAGGACGGAGCUUGCACGCCAACUCAACCUGUCUGAGACUCAGGUAAAGGUGUGGUUCCAGAACCGUCGUACGAAGCAGAAGAAGGAUCAGGGGAAGGACUCAGAACUGCGGUCCGUGGUGUCGGAGACUGCGGCGACGUGCAGCGUGCUCCGGCUGCUGGAGCAGGGCCGUCUCCUCACCCCACCUGGCCUACCUGGCCUGCUGCCCCACUGCGGCUCAGCCCUCCGUGCCCCCGCCCUCGGCCUCACGGCCAACGGGGUGUCCCCCGGCGGGACCGGCGGCGGUGGCGGAACCGGCAGCACAUCCGGAUCGGGCUCGGCGGCCGGGAGUCCCCCGUUGCCGAAUGCUACUGGUGCAGGGACGGCAGUGUCCGGGCUGCAGGGCUCGCCCCCGGCGCCCCACGGCCUGUUUAGCUUCCCCGUGCCGUCGUUGCUGGGCUCGGUGGCGUCUGUGGCCUCCAGGAUCUCCUCCUCCGGGCCGCUGGCCAUGGCGGGCUCUCUGGCCGGGAACCUGCAGGAACUGUCGGCGCGGUACCUCAGCUCGUCCGCUUUCGAGCCCUACUCGCGGACCAAUGGCAAAGAAGUGCUGGACAAGAAAGUUCUGGAAUGAUCUCAAUUAAUUUCUUCAUAGUUCUUCUCGAAUUUUGAAAAUUUUGAAAAUUUUCCUGUUUUCAAGAUGUUUCCACGUUUGUUUUCGGCACGUGAACUUGAACUGCCCUGUUGUUUAUUUUUGUUUGUUUUAUUUAAGAAACAGAAAAUCUCGUCGUCUGCGUGUCGUCCGUGCCGUGGUUGUCAGUCGGUCAGUCUCGCGCUUUUUUACGUUUAUGUUUUGGGGUUUUUUUUGCUGUGUUUUCUUUAAAAAUCCUCACGUUGUCUGAAUGUUUCUCAGAAUUGCGAGAGCAGAAAGCGAACUCGCGCUUCUCUUUCAAAGAAACAGAAGCUUCUUGCACUAAUUCAGAGGUUUAGCGCCCGAGUUGGAAAGGAAGAACAUCGAGCAAGUGGAAAUGACAAUGAUUUCGGGGACUACUUUGCCCAUUUUACCCGUUUUUGCCAUACAGGCCUAUAGAACGGUGAUCCUCUCUGUGCUAGAAUGCCAAACAUGAUCUUAAUCAUGAUCUUAAUCUUUAAAAAAUUAGAUUUAAACAUAGUGGUUGGUUCAUAUCACCACACAACAAUAACCAUACACUCUCUUUCUCACUCCAUUCGAGCUGCUGCUACACAUUCUACAACUUCUUACUUACAACUGCAGAACAGCACAGAUAAACUGCAUUAUAUACAGUACAGUGCUGUGUAGUCAUUAAAAAAAGCAUACUAGAAAUAUAUGUAUACAAAAUUAUACAUAAAAUAUAUACAUAUAAUUACAAGUUAAACAAUAAAACAUAUAUAUGCCACUGUGCAAAAAGUAAAAACGCUGUAGGUAGUCACAAAAACAGCUCUCAAGUAAAUUUAAAUAAAUAAACAAAGUCUGUGGGCAGUGAGUGAGUGUGUGUAUCUGUAAAACUUCUUUUUUAACAUUAGGAUAAUAAACCCAAAUGAAGUCAGUGGUCAGAAGUUAGAAGAACACCAGCAGUUCACCUGAUUUACUUGAAUGAAGGCCUGAUUAGAUAAACUAGGUGUUGUUGGAUGGCUACUGGGAAAAUGGUUAAACUAACACACUCAGUAAUAAUCAAUUACUGUGGAUGUUUGUAUUUAUUUUAUUAUUUGUGUCCUAAAUACCUCUUUAGUCAUCAGAUAAACAUAUUUACAGUUUGUACAUUGAUAAGACCUUUAACAGCACUCAAAACCUACAAAUAGCACAGCCUUCUGUUGGUAAUACUCUGGUAAUAAUCAUUUUUGUUGUAAUCGUUUAGUUUACACAUUUACAGUCCUAAAUCUUGGAUUUGCAUUACCACAUCUAGAAAAAAAAACAUUUUGGAAAAAUCAUAGAAAUUUGCUCUGAAAUUUUUAGCGUUUCUGUUUAUUGACUGAGAAAAGCUGUUGUGGUCUUAAAAAAAUAAUUUUAUGUUUGGGAUGGGUCCUACUGAGACUGGAGUUUCAGCCUCAACUAUAACUGUAAAGAGAAAUGCUGAUUUAAUUCUAACUGACUUCAUUCAGACAGAUAUAAGGCAGAGACACAAAAACUCAAACUGCAGAAUAUCUGUACUGAUGUUUUAAAGAUCAUGUGGUCAUAAAUAUUUCCCGCGAAGUCGUGAAAUAUCAUGUAAAUGUGUUGGUUAAAAGUGUAUGAACCCUGGUAUCAAGGGCAUUGUUUACAUUAGCAGGUUGUAGGUUCGCAAUAUAAAGCUACACAAGAAUUUUAUUUGUUUCUUUGUCUGGAAUCAUGUUCUGUCCCCGUUCACUGUUAUUACUGGCUGGUUUGUUGAGGGUUUUCCGGUUUAGUUUUCUGCUCCUGCGCGAGAGUUCUCGGAGGCUGUCUCGAUCUGUGUGUUAAUGUCUUUGAAUAUGCAGUCUUUGCUCUUUGCGUGUUUUUGCGAUGGUACUGGAGAUGUAGUCCUGAGUUUCCAUGUUUUAUUCGGUGCGUUUAAUUUUUAAUUUUUUAUAUUUUGUUUUUGUUUUGUUUCUCAAAGCGAGGGUUAACCCCCCCUCACGGCGCCCCGAGUUGGAGAGAGAGAAGGAGGGAGAGAGAGAGGGAGGGAGAGAGAGAGAGAGAGAGAGAGAGAGAGACAAUUCUUAGGGAGGGAGUUGGGGGGGGGGGUUCUGUUGCAUCCUGGAGAUUGAAUAUUGAAGAUUGGCCUGGAUCCUUUGGACGAACCGUUUUGCCAUAGGCAAGGAAAACUAAAGAAAAGGCUUCUUCAAUAAACCAACAAAAAAAAAAACACACGAUUGAGACCAAUAUUGAACUUUUUUUUCCCAAUUAAUUUCUUUUCCUACCUUUCUACAAAAACAAAACAAAAAAAUGGAGAAAUGGACAUUCUUUACCCAUGGCGAAGACGGAGUGAUAGAAGCGAGCCUCGACCCGUCGCGCCGGGGGUGAAGCUAUUGUAGUAUAAAAGGAAAGAAAAAAGAUUGAGAAAUUGAGAACUGUAACUAAAAAAUGUUAUUUUAUUGUAAAUUAUUUCACGUCUGUAAUAAAUAGAUCAUUAGUCUAUUUGCAAAUAAUGCAAAGGGUGAAUGUAGGGGAGGAAACUUCCCUCUGCUGUUGUUCUUGAAUCAUGUUGACCAUUGACCUUGUGACCUGUGGUACGAAUGUGGAUAUAUAUUAUAUAUGACUGCAAAAAAAAA
Molecule: messenger RNA, 5118 nt
Organism: Astyanax mexicanus (Mexican tetra)
Lineage: Eukaryota; Metazoa; Chordata; Actinopteri; Characiformes; Acestrorhamphidae
Gene: vax1
Product: ventral anterior homeobox 1
Exons: 3
Coding region: 1529-2506 (325 amino acids)
Biological process (GO): central nervous system development; brain development; regulation of DNA-templated transcription
Molecular function (GO): DNA-binding transcription factor activity, RNA polymerase II-specific; DNA binding
Source: RefSeq, a predicted model, not a curated record